UACAUUCCAUUUCUCUUCUCCUUUUGAAUAAAAUUAAUUUGUGUUAUGUGCAAAUCAGCUAUGUUGAUAGAUAUUUGCAAAUAGGUAACCUUACAGGAAAAGUUGACACUUUGGGAAAUAUGCUUAUUGACUUUCGUGCUGAAAGUUACAUGAGAAGAAGAUCAAUGCCACUCUCUCAUGGCUGUUUGGUAAAUAUGAAGUUAUCACCAGCAGUCAAUUAGCUUAGCUUAGCAUUAAGAUUGGACAUGGAGGGAAACAGCUAUCCUCCUUCUGCCCAAUGGUAACAAAAAUUCCAUCUUUCAGUACAUAACCCCAUUUUUUAUGCUUUCGUAGUGAGUUUUAGAGGUGCUGGUAGAUAGAUUUUGUUUAGUUUGGACAGAGCCAGGCCAGCUGUCUGCCACUAGUUCCUAUCUUUGUGCUAAGCUAAGCUAACUGACUGCUAAACUAACAGUAUCUUCAUAUUCACCGUACAGACAUGAGAGUAUUGAGCUUCUUAUCUGACUCUCAUCAAGAAAGCGAAAAGGUGUUUCCCAAAAUGUUGUUUCAAUACUAACACUGUACAUUCCUCAUAGCUUUGAGUUGUUUCAUCCCUUUACCAUCCAUCUACCUCUGAGGCCAUUUACUGUAAACCUGCAGUAACAUAAAGAUUAAUUUAAUAUCUUGGGAUUGUAAUGGUAAAAAUUUUUUUUUAAAAGGUAGUUUUUUUUAGGAUGAACACCGGGAUUACAAUUACAAUUUGAUACAUUGGAAAAGGACAAGGAUAAAGGAAAGUAUAGCAAUCUGAAUCCCCUUUUUUAAACAUGUAUUACAUUUAUAUGGGACAGGGUUUUUGUCCUGACAAUUUUAUAAUACUAAAAUGACACUGGAAAUAAGCACCUACAAUAAUUUAUUUUAACACUCAUAUAGGCUACUGUUUUCUAAAGUGACACUGUUCUCAUUGUUCUGACAGAAUAUUAGGUUUCAAUCACUUGGGAAAUAUACAGUACAAUAUGUAAGAGAGAACCGAGGGCUGCAGUGCAAUAGAUCAUAUAAUAAUAUCUUUAACAUCAUGUUGAAAAGCCAUUAAACAUUACAUUUUUAUAAGUAAGUGACGAAGCAUAACAGCUUUCACAACAGACUAAAUGGUUAGGUUGGUGUUGAUAGAUCUUCGUGGGUACACAUGCACAGUCAACCCCAAGCAGAGCUGUGUUUGAAGAAAUUGCUGCCUGUUGACAAUUUAAUUAACCAACUGUCAGUCAUAUCAACACUGAAUCUCUGAUGUCUUCUCCAAAAAUGGUUUUCUUUCAUCCUCUCUUGGGCUGAAAGAAAAAUAAAAUUGGAGGGGUUUAUUUGAUUAUACAGUUGCUUUUAUACUUUGUCCUGGCAUUCCCGGCUUCCAAAGUAAUUGCAUGUGAAGUCUGUGAGUUGUGCGUGCAUGUCUGCAUUUGAUAUCAAGGCCCAGUAACGGUGUACAGCUUCCUAAAACCUAACCAUCCCACCUGCUGUAAACCUCAGAGCGCUGUUCCUCAUCAGUGUCGGAGAUCUAAAAAGCAUCAAGGAUAACAACAAAGCAGAACAUGUUGCUGCUACUCCUUUUUCCUUGUAGAUCUGUUAUGUGUAUAACUGAAAGUGCAUCACCCCACUGUAGGCUACUUGUGAAAUGCAAUAUUAAAGUCUCUUCUGAUUGGUUUAUUCAUCAAUCUAUUUGCAGAGCAAUUGAAGUGUGUGGAAGUAGGGGCAUGUGUCUCAUAGAGCUCGUGGUCAUGAUAUACUGCACUCCUGGAGACACCAGCUCCCUUAUUGGCUGAGCAGUGUUAAUUCAAAAUAAUGAUGAUGUGCAUCAUCCUGUUGCCAGUGGCACCACAGCUGCUCCCAAUGCAUGUACACAUGUCUGUGUGCCAUCUCUUAUGUGGAAUCAAUCAAGGCAGCUGUUACAGAAUCAACCAUUUCCCCGACGAUAAUGACUACGACACAGACAGCUCUGAAUACCUGCUUCGUAUAGUCCGUGCCUCCAGUGUGUUCCCCAUCCUCAGCACCAUCCUGUUGAUGCUCGGCGGGCUGUGUGUCGGGGUGGGCCGAGUCUACAACAAGACCAGCAACGUCCUCCUCAGCGCAGGCAUUCUCUUUGUAGCUGCAGGUCUGAGCAACAUAAUUGGCAUCAUCGUCUACAUCUCCAGCAAUGCAGGAGACCCCAGUGAUAAACGGGACGAUGACAAGAAGUACACUUACUCUUACGGUUGGUCGUUCUACUUUGGCGCCCUCUCCUUCAUAGUUGCGGAAACUGUGGCUGUCCUCGCCAUCAACAUCUACAUUGAGAGAAACAAGGAAGUUCGUUGGAAGGCGCGACGCGAGUUCAUCCGUUCGCUCUCUUCCUCUUCCCCGUACUCGAGGAUACCAAGCUUCCGCUACCGCCGGCGGACAUCACGCGCCAGCUCUCAUUCAACAGAGGCAUCGCGAGAGAACUCGCCUGUGGUCGGUCUGAAGGGGAGGCCAUCUUCCAGUGGGGCCCUGGACGAGCUGUCUAUGUACGCCCUGGCAAGGGACAGUGUGACGGAGAACACGUACAGCCCCGAACAUGAGGCGUCUGCUGAGUUCCUCCAGGUCCAUAACUGUUUCCCCAAUGAUAUAAAGGACGGGGUGAAUCGCAGGACCACACCGGUGUGAUGGGCAUGUUACUGGGCUGGAGGUUCACCUCGAAGUGGAGGAAUAGUAAAUGAUGAAAAAUUUGUUGGCUAAUCUGUUGGAGCCGGAGUGCUUUUGAUAGCCUGCCACCAGACGCACAGUAUUCGGAGAGGCUGUCCUUUUUGAAAGGACCUGAGGAGAAAAGAGGACAGUCAGCUGGACGGAAGAUGAGCCAAUUAACCAAACCUUCAUUUAUCUGCCUGUAAAGAUCAUCAAAGCAAAAUAAAUGUACAUAAUCUGUGCUGUAGCUGAUUCAAAAUUGGCGUUAUCUUUCAACUGUCGAAAUGCUUCAUUGAGCAGUGUGUGGAUCUCAAACCUUUGUCUUUGUAAUGGUCACUAAACAUUGUGGGUGUGAGAUGUGCCAAUCAGCAGUAUUCUACCUGUAAAUUAUUCAACAAGGUGCUAAAUGAAAUAUACUCUUCAACUUGAAAGUGUUCCUUUUGUGUGUGCAGUUUCUAUAAAGUGUCGACCCUUCUCCAAAGUUUGUAUCGUGUCCUCAUAACCAGUUUGGUCUUGCCUUAUGCUCUAAUCAUAUGUUUGAUAGAGACAACAGCACAGUCCUUUAGAAUAAGGCAUGGCCUUUUAAACAAACAAACUAAUAUUUUUACGGUAGUAUGGUUUGGGAGUCAGUGUCUUCACAAAUGAUUGACUUGCUGAGUUGUAAUGUAUUGAAUGUCAAGUGUUUUAGCUGAUUGUACAAGUCAACCAUCCAAUCCUCUAAAAAAAGUAUGAAAUAUAAAAGGUUUUGUCUCCCUCGCUGUCUCGUCCUUAAUCUUAUUCUUCUCUGACAUUUGUUAUGUUGUUAUGUCCACGUUGUCAGUAGAGCACCUAUGUUCAAUGGCCCCUUUUCAUUCACUUCCAUAUCAGUCCAGGCCAUCCAUCCAUCAACACCUCCCGAUGGAUGUGACAUUGUGUAUGUGCCUGUCACAAGAGAAGAGCAGCAGAAUAAAAGACGGGCCCUAGAACUGUGAAAACGGCACAGGUCAGGACUUCCCUUUGCUCUGAAUGAAAACAGAGAGUUUAAUGGAUAAGGAUCAGAGCCAGGCGGAGAAUGCUUGUCUGUCUGUCACAUCACCUGUGAGUCCAUCUGGCUGCCUUUUCUCCCCUCUCAUGUCGAACACAGGACCAAGAAAGAGGCAAAGGGAGCUGUCUGCUCUGCGUCUCUGAAGGCUUCAAUAACCAGACGUGUGUGUGUGUGUGUGUGUGUGUGUGUGUGUGUGUGUGUGUGUGUCUGUGUGUCUGUGUGUGUGUGUGUCUGUGUGUGUGUACUGUGGUCCUGCACGUCCAUGAUUCAUUUAGUUCUCUCAGGAAAUACUGUGUUGUUGUGGCAGGUUAAACACUUUUGAGGUCCUCUCCCUACUUUGUGGCAGUGCUGGGGAAUGGACCAGGGAUAAAGAUAAACCUGGUAAAAAUGAUUUGAGGGGAAAAAAAACGCCAUACUGUAUUUAUUAAGUGCUGUGACUGUGCUGUGAGCUUGAGCUUUCUCCAAGAACCAGCUGGUGUUUGUUUUUUUAUUUUAGUCUUAGGGCUAUUCAGUUGGAUCUGGCUUGGCAAGUGAGCUCACCCAACCACAGAGUCGUAUUUGAUUGUAUUUUGGGUGUUUGAUAUACCGUUAGAGAUAACACUUCAUAUACCAGGCUUAGCUCAUAGAAUAAAAGAAAGCCAUCAGUAUGAUCUAUUCUGAGUGUACACUUUUAUAUUACGGUUUUGGGGGUGAAAUCCAAAUGUAUUUGUUUGUAAUGUAAAGCUGUAUAUAAAAGUACAAUAAAAAAAAGCAUUGAAUGUUC
This is a messenger RNA of Perca flavescens (yellow perch), 4448 nucleotides long. RefSeq names its product voltage-dependent calcium channel gamma-4 subunit. Gene Ontology annotation, cellular component: postsynaptic density membrane; AMPA glutamate receptor complex; voltage-gated calcium channel complex. Gene Ontology annotation, molecular function: channel regulator activity; voltage-gated calcium channel activity. Gene Ontology annotation, biological process: postsynaptic neurotransmitter receptor diffusion trapping; regulation of AMPA receptor activity; neurotransmitter receptor internalization. The record is from RefSeq and is a predicted model, not a curated record. The transcript has 4 exons. Lineage: Eukaryota; Metazoa; Chordata; Actinopteri; Perciformes; Percidae. The coding region runs from base 1807 to 2643 and encodes 278 amino acids.